AUGGCGCCCCUCGAGCCCCUGGCUGCAACAGCCGAGCUGGGCCCCGAGCCAGAAGAAAUGCGCCGCCGAUCCCUCUCCUCAGGCCCGCUCAGCGCUUCCAUCGCAUCACUACGGGCAUCAGGCACACUCGGCACAGCAAGGAAAGGAGGAGCAGGAGGGCUCCUGGCGAGUCUAGGCCUGGGAGGCGUUGCGCGCCGCACCCUUGGCAUAGCUCUGCUCCUCCUCACCGUCUUCCUGUGGACGGCGUCCAACUUCCUGGCGAGCUACAUCUUCUCCGACCACACCUACGAUAAACCGUUUUUCGUGGUAUACAUAAACACGUCCGUCUUCGCGAUCAGUCUGAUACCGCUAUUUGUGAGGUACUAUAUGCGCCAUGGCAUGCAGGGAGUUAGGGCGGAGCUGGUAGAGCUGUGGGUUAAUGAGAAGGGCAGGGAGUAUAAACAAGGGGGUGGGAAUAAGAGGGCGAGAGGGAACUCGUUGCUCGGGCAGCCCACAGUAUUCAAGACAUCCGAUGACGAGGAACAUGGUCUACUCAGCGGGCAAGCAGACGACGAUGAAGACGACGACCGAGACGCAGAAGCGGGCAGCAGCUCAGGCGACAGCACCACGAGCGCGAUGCAGAUCCAGGACGCGCCGGGUCUCGAGAAGCCCCCGGCCGACAAGCUCUCCCUCCGCGAGACAGGCAUCCUGAGCCUCGAGUUCUGCAUGCUCUGGUUCUGCGCCAACUACUUCGCGUCGGCGUGUCUCGAGUACACCUCGGUCGGGUCGGUGACGAUCCUGACGUCGACGUCGUCGGUGUGGACGCUGAUCUUCUGCGCCGCCAUGCGCGUCGAGUCCUUCAGCGCGCGCAAGCUGGCGGGGGUGCUGGCGUCGCUGGCCGGCGUGGUGCUCAUCUCCAGCGUCGACCUGUCGGGCAAGAGCGACGAGGACCGCGGCAGCUUCCCGCACAAGAGCCAGGCCAGCAUCGCCGUCGGGGACGGCAUGGCUUUCUUUAGUGCUAUUGUGUACGGCCUGUACGUCACCGUCAUGAAGAGGCGCGUCGGCGACGAGGACCGCGUCAACAUGCCGCUUUUCUUUGGCCUCGUCGGCCUGCUCAACCUGAUCUUCCUGUGGCCGGGGUUCUUCCUCCUGCACUGGACCGGCAUCGAGCCGUUCGGGUGGCCGCCUACGGGGAAGGUGUGGGCCAUUAUUAUUCUCAACUCCCUCUCCUCCUUCGUCAGCGACAUGUCCUGGGCCUUCGCCAUGCUGCUCACCUCCCCGCUGGUCGUCACUGUCGGCCUGUCGCUGACCAUCCCGCUCUCGCUCAUCGGCGAGAUGAUCCAGUACGCCCAGUACUCGAGCUGGAUCUACUGGGUCGGCGCAGGCAUAGUGCUGGUCUCGUUCCUGUUCAUCAACCACGAGAGCGCCGAGGAGGGGGAGAAAGACAGGCAGACUGCGUCAUAG
Diaporthe amygdali is the source of this 1443-nucleotide messenger RNA. RefSeq lists its product as uncharacterized. Gene Ontology annotation, cellular component: membrane. Gene Ontology annotation, biological process: regulation of peptide transport. The record is from RefSeq and is a predicted model, not a curated record. NCBI's taxonomy places the organism in Eukaryota, Fungi, Ascomycota, Sordariomycetes, Diaporthales, Diaporthaceae. The transcript has 2 exons. Bases 1 to 1443 code for a protein of 480 amino acids.